AUUUCAUUUUUUAUUCUCUCUCCAGCGAAUCUCGUUGCCAGACGAGCGUGCUUGAAGCGGUCGUUCUAUUUUCCACUGGCUUGGGAAACUGCCUAGCCUUACUUGAUUGAUUAAUAUUGUGUAAUAAUAUUGUUAGGUAUUUCCUGUUAAUUAUUCGAAUAAUUAAAUUAAAAUUCACUUGUAUUUAACUGCCCUUGGAUGGAACUAUAUAUUCGACUAGCAACAAAUACCAUUUUACGAAAAUAGAAACUUCGUGAAUCAUCGUUAUAAACUUUAAUUAGUGGUUUUUUAUGUUAAUUAUCCUAGAGCUACAUGUUCAAUUAAAUCCGAUACAUGUGAAUUUCAUUGUGAAAAGGUUGACUGCUGUCGUAACUGGUCAAAUUGCGACGCAAUAUGAUGGGCCGCCAUCUUGUUUACGGAGCUUAGGCUGCGUUGGCUCGUGCAUUUGGAUGUUAUUUUUACAUAGUAAACAUGCCCCGGAUUGACCCUGUAAAAUUAUUAGAGUGCCUUAGUGUACUCUUAUCUCCAGCUGGUGGAAUCAAGAGUAGAGGCGAAGUCGAGAGGCUGGCAACUUUGAUGACAAAAUUUUCUAAGAAGCUGGUAUCUAAAUGUAUUUACAUUCAAAUUCUGAAAUGCACUGAUACCGAAAUAUUGCGUUUAUUCAUGGGUUCUGGUGGAUGGUUACUUGUGCAUAUGUGGCUAACAGAAAGCAUAGUCGCAAAAAAUUGGCCACUCGUUCGAGAGUUACUAGAACUUCUUUUGCUUUGUCCCGUUGACAUAGAACGUCUUAAAACUAAUAACUGUCCAAAACUUGUUAAGGAGUUAUCCAAAGACGGCAAUCAUUUUGCUAUCAGAGCACUUGCUUCGAAGUUGGUGGAACAAUGGCUCAAGACUGUGAAGGGGGAACAAGUGUUACCCAUACAGUUGACAGAAAUUGCUCAAAUAAUAUCGGAGUCUGAUCAUGAUUCAUCUAAUUUAAUUAGCAGCGCUAUUGUUAAAGAGGAGGAACAUACUGAUUUCCAAGAAAAAAGAGAUGAAGUUGUUGAAUCAAAAGAAAUUGAUAUAUCCAAAGAUUGUAAUAACAUGUCUGAUUGUGAAGUAAAUCUCUCAAAAGAAGUAGACAAACCAAAAGAAGAAGAGGCUUUACCAGUUCUGAAAAUAACUUUAAAAGAUGGAAAACAAAUAAUAUCUCAAGUUGAUGAUAGUAACUCAAAAUUAACAGAAGAAUCAACGAACACGGAAAAAUCUAAAGAUAAACAUAAAAGCAAAAGUAAAGAAAAGUCACAUGAUAAAAGUAGUUCACGAUCUAGUUCCUCGAAACACAGUAAAUCACAUGAUUCCAGUAAUAAAAGUAGUAAUAGUAGCAGUAACCAUAAAAGCAGCUCUAGCAGGCAUAGUAGCAAAGAUAAAUCUAGAGAUAAAGAUAAGUCGUCUUCUCAUAGUUCCAAAUCUAAAACUGAAAGUAGCAGUAGGAAAUCUAGUGAUAAAUUAAAUACUUCGAGUAGUAAAUCUAAAGAUGAUCGAAGUAAGCAUACAUCUUCUGAUAAAACUAAGUACAAAGAAAAAGACAAAAAAACUGACAAAAAUAAAGACGAUUCCCAGAAACCUACUAUUGAAAAGUUAGAAUCUGAGAAAUCUGAAACUCCGUCAAUUCAAAAGUUGGGCAAGAUUCCCAAAUUGAGCGACAUUAAAAAAGAAAAACCAUCAAUAUCAAUCGAAGUUAGAAAACCUGAUGAGCCUAAACCUAAAACAGUAAAAACGUUUAAUUCUAAAUUUAGAAAACAUGGAUUAGAAGAAGAAGUGAAACCUCCGCCUUCUCGCGCCGCUAUAUUAAGUAAAAAAGCCGCGCCCGUUUUACCACCAACAAUGCCUAUACCAAAGAGACCGUCACCUGUACAUAACGAGACUCCCCCAGAAAAGAAACCUAAAACUGUAGAAAUUCUUGAAAAACCUGGAGCAAUAAAACUGAUUCCCCCAAAACCAAAGCCAAUGAUGCUCUUAGAAAGUGAUAUGUUCAUGGACGCUCUAAAUGCCUCGGCUACAAACAAAAAAGAACCUAAGAAAAGGAAACGCCGUACAAGUGGUUCCAAGGAUGGAAAUGCACCAGAUGGUUCUCCGCCCUCUACUCCUACAACGAUGACUAGUCCAAGUAGUGAAAAUAAGUCUGUACCUCCCAGAUUUUAUCAAGAUACUUUAGAAACCGAGGAAAACAAAGAUAAACCUACUGAACAGGGUUCUGAAAGCAAUGAAAUUGUAGACACGAGUAUUAAUUCCGACAAGGAAAAUAUAGAACAGAUGGACACGUCGGAACCUCACACGGUGACUAUUAAUGGUUUAAAAGGAGUUUUGUGUUACCACAAAAGAAAGGGACCCAAAAAGAGUAUUAAAUGGAAACCAGAUUGUGAACUAGAGGAAAUUCAAUACUUUGAAUUAGAUGAAACUGAAAGGGUGAACGUGACAAAACCGUUUACGGAUAUGAAAUAUUUGGAAAGAAUUCACGAACGAGAAGCAUUCCAAAAGGGUAGAAAUAUCAGCAAUGAUGAUGUUAUGGAAGAAAAAACAAGCUGGAGGCCACUGAUUCCUAUAGAUACUGAGGGACAAUUACAAGUGGAAUAUGGAAAAAACAGCAAAGAAAAGGAGAUACAAGCGAUAAGACAAAAAGGAACGUUACAGCCAUUAUAUUUCCAUAAGUCAAUGAUUCCUGAUUCUCCUCUUGAAGCAGAUCCUGAAACUCACCCUUAUACUGAACCAACAAUUAUACCUCUUGAUGAUGCCACAGGAAACCAAGACAACAUUAGUGAUUUCCGUAAUAUGCCAUGGCCAGAACCUAAAGGUAACGCUCCACCAGCGUCGAGUACUAUGAAUAUUCAACCAAUAUUUCCACCGAAUAUAACCCAGUUUCCGAAUAAUUUUCCAAAUGCUCAAUUCCCUGUUGUGCCAGGAUUUCAAGGACCUAAUAUGGUCUCUAACGAAUGGCCAAAUGGAGUAUCCCCAAAUAUGAUGCCACCAAUGCCUCCAACUCAGCUUCCUCCUGUAAUGCCUCCGGGUAUGAUUAUGCCUCCAGAUAACAUGAUGAUGGGUCCGGAUAUGUUUGGAGCGCCAAACCCUAUGUUUCCUGGACCACCUGAUGCUUUUAAUAUGCAACCGAAUAUGUUCCCAGUUGAUUUUAACAUGCCAGUAGGUCCACAAGGUCCCCCUGGUCCCGAUGGGUUUGCAGGGCAAGGGAACUUUAGAGGUGCAAUACGCGGUCGUGGAUCUAGCGGGCAUUGGCGCGGUAAAAAUUCUGGCAAUUGGGAGGGUCCUAAUAGAGGAAGAGGAGCUCAUUCACGUGGAGGACGUAAAAACGUUUGUAUUUACUUUCAAAGGAAAGGAUCAUGUCGACAAGGUGAUAACUGUUCGUUUUUACAUCCUGGUGUGAACUGCCCUUACUAAUUUUAAUAAUAUAAUAAGUCGGUUGUAAACAAUUUGUAAAUGUAUCAAUAAUAAAAAAAAAUACAUAUUUAAGUUUCUAAAGUUGUAUAUUUAUAAGAGUUAGAUACUCAAAAGACUGUUAACGUAAAUAAUUUUAUUUAAAUGUAUAUAGUAAGUAAAACUUUGUGAAGCUGCAAAUAAAAUUGCCAUUUAUA
Plodia interpunctella (Indianmeal moth) is the source of this 3626-nucleotide messenger RNA. RefSeq names its product serine/threonine-protein phosphatase 1 regulatory subunit 10-like. Gene Ontology annotation, molecular function: protein phosphatase 1 binding; metal ion binding. Gene Ontology annotation, cellular component: PTW/PP1 phosphatase complex; chromatin. The record is from RefSeq and is a predicted model, not a curated record. Bases 472 to 3432 code for a protein of 986 amino acids. Lineage: Eukaryota; Metazoa; Arthropoda; Insecta; Lepidoptera; Pyralidae. The transcript has 5 exons.